AUGGACGUAGACGAUAUAGUAGAUUACAUAAAAUCGUUAAAAAAAGGGUUUGAUAAAGAUUUAUUUCAAAGUAAAAUCGAAGAACUGGGAUAUAUAGUAGAUACCGCUGGUUUAAGCAAUGAUGACUUUAAUGCUUUAUUUAAACUUUGGUUGAACUUGAGUAUACCGAUAACAAAAUGGUUUAGUCUCGGUACCACUAUUGUGCCCCAGGAAAUGGUGACACAAAGUACCGUUGAGUAUGCUUUGAGAUGGAUCCUCGGAAACUAUUAUGAUCAAAGUAAUUUUUCGAGAAUCGGUUUUCUAUUGGACUGGAUGACAGCCGCUAUGGAUUGUGACAGUGUGGAUAUGAAAGCCUUAGACAUAGGCUAUGAGUUGUUCUACUCAAUGUUGACAUUUGAAACACUUGCAGUGCAUGCUAUGAAGCUUGUUUACACAUUAACAAAACCGAAUGAUGUCACAAGGAGAAGAGUACUGGAACUAAUGGACUAUGCUAAAAAGAGAGAAGCAAAAAAGAAUAUGUAUCGGCAAAUACAGGUGCUUCUUGGUUUGUUUAAAUCUUAUAAACCGGAGUAUGUUCCUGAAGAUGUGCCUUCAAUAUCCAUACAUACUGCUUUUAGAAAAAUUAAUGUGACACUAUUAACAAGGUUUAAGAAUGUUCAGAAUCGUAGAAAUAGCAUGAGUACUGAAACACAACGUUUGUUCUGGAUAAACCCAUUAAACUCUGUAAUUAGUAGAAAUAAGAAGGCAGACCCACUCAUACCUAAUAUGGAAUUUGCAAAUAUUGGUUCAAAACAAUAUGAUAAUGAAGCUCAAAAGAACUAUUUAGACUUUUCUGAUCCUGUAUCCCUGCUGCAGUACAGCUCGGCCCAUACUAUGAGACGGCCGGCGAGAUUGAGAGCGUUACUAGUGAAUACGACAGGGUUGGCGCUGUUAGCGGCCGCGCCGCAGUCUCAACACGCCUUCCUGUCGCACGACAUACACCACCUGCUCGCCAGCUGUUUCCUGGAAACAUCGCCGCAUAGUUACUAUGAAAAGCAGGAUCUAUUGAAGAGGUUGGCUAUCUUCCAGUCCACUCUCAUGCAAGGUCUCCCUGUCGUGACACGUUUCUUGGCACAGUUUUUGCCAUUUUGGAACGAAAAAGAUUUUGGGGCUGAGAUUCUACAGCUUGUGGAAUGGGUGAAUGUUGAAAGCAUUGAUCACAUAAAUGUAAUUUUAGAUACCCUCACGAAAAUAUACCACAGAGCUCAACCUAUGGAGCAGUGCUCUAUCCUGAAAAGCAUAACCAGCAUGUAUAAUAACCUUGUAUAUUCAAGUACGCGACCGCGGCACUAUUUUCUGAGUGUGCAACCUACUGAAACAAUGUACUCAGAAUUACUGACUUUGGUCUCUUUAAGAAUAAGCAGUUUGUGCAACAAAGGAUUGCAAACAUCACCUGAGGACGUUCGCUCGGUAUGGAGCGUAACACAAGCGGGAGUACGAAGUGCUCGGGCGGGAGUGAGAGGGAAGACACGCGCUGUACCGCCGGCUGUACUGUCGUUGGCGCUACCGUUGCUGACGCCCUCUGCUGCCUCACUGGACCGUCUUGCACAGCUGAUCGUGUUAUACAAAGAAAUAUUCUCCGCCAUAAAAGCUAAGAACGGACACAAAGACCAAGCUUAUAUUGAACAGAUGCAAAUAUUGAAGGCAUUCACAUCAGAUUUCGUCAGCUGUUUCUAUGAAGAGUUUCUCAGUGGACGCAAGAAAGGCAUCAUAUUUAGUCGUUUACACCCGCAGUUGGUCAGCAAACUCUCUGAUUUGAUACCUGAAGUCGACACAAAAUUAAGCAUACGCAAUCACUUAGCAUUUGCCCCAUAUACUUACGUGCCACUACAGGCCAUAGACCACAAAGACGCAGACAAUAAGUUAUGGUUUGACACAGUUAUAGACCAGGAGUUUGCCAAUUUGAGCCUAUUUGUGAAGAAGGCGAUGCCAGAGUUGCAUUGAAAAUAUUAAGUUAAAUCAUGGUUGAGCUGAACAUUUACAAUUAAAUAAUGUUACUUAUUAUUU
This is a messenger RNA of Melitaea cinxia (Glanville fritillary), 2046 nucleotides long. Its product is annotated as centromere protein I-like. The transcript has 13 exons. The record is from RefSeq and is a predicted model, not a curated record. Bases 1 to 1983 code for a protein of 660 amino acids. Lineage: Eukaryota; Metazoa; Arthropoda; Insecta; Lepidoptera; Nymphalidae. Gene Ontology annotation, cellular component: kinetochore.